AUGGCAGAACCAGGUGCGAAGAGACAUAGGGAAGCUAAGAGCAGAGACAGAAUGGAUGGAAGACAGAGAGAGGUGACGACUUCUCAUGCUCAGAUUGAACAUAUAAUAAGACACAUAAAUCAAAUACAACAGAAAACAUGUCUACGGUGGGUAGAGAAGAAACUUCUAAAAGGUGUGCGGAAAUCAGUGGAGUUUGUCCACACUAAGAAGGACUCUCUGGACUGUUAUACAAGGGAGGUGGGUGAUGCCAAAUCAGAGAUAAGAUCUAUAAUAACUCUGGGGGAUGAUUGCUUCCCUAGGGAGUCAGUUAUACAUGAGAUGUUGCAUGCGUUGGGGUUUCUGCAUGAGCACCAGAGGAUAGAUAGAGACUGUUACGUCAUAGUUAAAGAAAAAUAUGCAAAAUCGGAUUUGGAUUUCAAAAUCGUCUACGACGACGAUGUGUUUGAGAAAUGGCCUUACGACAAACGCAGCAUAACACACUACACUCGUUUGAGCUACGCGCUUAGGGAUAAAGAUGAGCCGUUCGGUGGGCUCUUCUUUCAAUACCGACUAGGGGACUCCUUUGGAAGUUGGGGCCAGAUCGGACACAGGACAGGCCUCCUGACAUGUCUGGACGUGCACAAGAUCAAGUAUCGCUACUGCGGAGCUCCAGACUUCUGUGACAUACAACCGAAAAUGUGUAAGGACACUGAAGAAGAAGAAGUGAAGUCGGGAUGCAAGGAGCUUUAUGUAGACAUAGCCAAAAACAAGGUCAAACCGAACCCCACGUAA
This is a messenger RNA of Macrosteles quadrilineatus (aster leafhopper), 771 nucleotides long. Its product is annotated as zinc metalloproteinase nas-14-like. Gene Ontology annotation, biological process: proteolysis. The transcript is spliced from 4 exons. Lineage: Eukaryota; Metazoa; Arthropoda; Insecta; Hemiptera; Cicadellidae. Bases 1 to 771 code for a protein of 256 amino acids. The record is from RefSeq and is a predicted model, not a curated record. Gene Ontology annotation, molecular function: metalloendopeptidase activity; zinc ion binding.